Molecule: messenger RNA, 4173 nt
Organism: Symbiodinium natans
Lineage: Eukaryota; Dinophyceae; Suessiales; Symbiodiniaceae
Source: the annotation of a GenBank genome assembly
AUGGCAAACGCAGCGGAUAGUCAGCCUUUCUUCGAGCAACAUGCUCGCAAGAUCGGAAUGGAGCAGCCACUCUUGGACAAAUUCAUAGCUGGAGGGGUCAAGACGGUGUCCAUGGCAGCCUAUGCCGCCACUCAACCGGGCCAACCUCUCACAGAUAGGGAGGUCUCCACUCUAUGUACGAGUCUGGGGCAGAACAACCCCACUCUUGCACAGAUGACGGUUGUCAAGAGGCUCCUGUUCGAGUGCCAGACCAUGAGCUUGGCAAACUUGAAGGCAACCGUGGAACAGCAGCCGGACUCAGUCCUACGUAAGCUGCCAGGAGCUGAGAGAGCCCAGCGCCUGGAAUUGCAGGCUCAAAGGCUGGGCGGACUCUCGAUUGAGCAUGACUUGGAGCCCGCCUUUUCAGUAUAUGAUGCCGUGUCGACACAGGUAGAGCAAGGGUCGCUGAAAUACCUGCACCCGAGCAAGAUUCCCACGCGUCGCCAGGAAUUGGCGCAAGGCAAGCCAACCAAGGAACUUGUGCUGGAUGCUUCGGGGGAUGGCCUCUCGGUUCAAGACAAAUCCUCUAAAGUAGAGGCCCAGUUGGGGUCAGACAUGGCGACUUACAGGGCGUUGCAAAGACGGGGUCUGGCCUACGACCUCGUUGGCAUUUUGAGUUUCAAGGUGCACGAGAAAUGGCUUCAGAAGGCCUUUGCUACCUUGCAAACCCCACCGCCCCCAGGCUUCAACCGUCCGACGCUGCAGCAGGUCCUGCGAGCAGAUCGGGCCUUGUGGAUGGAGCUUGGCAGCAAACAGCCGACCCUGACAAGGGCAGCGGCGAACGCGCCGCUCGCAGACGCCCGGUGCUUAGAUCAAGUCUUUCUGGAAGCCACCAACACGGUUGCAGUCAAUUUUCACUUCAUGCCGACACCUCGUGCGGAAGGGUUCCCAGAUAGAGGAGGCAAAGGCGCUGGCAAGGGCCCCAAGCGCUGGGGUGAUGGAAAAGGGUAUGGACAAUGGAAAUAUCAGAGGAUCGACAAAGGAGACAAGGGCCAAGGAGGCAAAUCAGGCCUCAAGGGGGCCCGCCUCCCCACAAAGGGCAAAUUUGACAGUGGCAAGGGAGGCUUUCCGAACAAGUCCCUUGUCUUGCAAGGAGGCAAGGGGGAGACCCCCAUGCCGGCCGCCUUGCGAGGCGGAGUGCCGAACGACGAGCAAGGAGAGCCUCUUUGUUUUGGCUUCAACCUAGGACAGUGCAAGGACGGACGUCGAAUGACAGCGCUUCUGCGCUGGACCAGGCGAGUCAUCACGGUGCGCAUAGGUCUGGACAAGCGCAAUGUACUGCGCAAGGGCAAGAUCAUACAGCUGGACUUGCUCCUGCUGUCGCACCAAGGUCUUCUGUGGAAAUGGCUGGGUUCUCCAGGACUGGUCGCCGUAUGGCUGGCGCCGCCCUGCGGCACAUCCAGCAGGGCCAGGGAAAUCCCGUUUUCGGGGGAGGACGAGCCGCGUCCUUUGCGGUCAGUGGAGUGCCCGGAAGGGCUCCCAGGCCUUGGCCCAAGCGAUGCAGAAAGGGUGGCAAAGGCUAACGAGCUUUACCGGCUCACGGCCCGAAUCUGGGACUUCUGCUGCGAAAAUGACAUUGUGGUAAUCAUAGAGAACCCCUAUCGCAGUUUCUUCUGGCAUUGCAGCGCCAUUGCACACAUCCUCAGGAGUGAACAAGCGAUCGUGGUCCAGUGCGACUUUUGCAUGAUGGGAGGUUCGAGAUUGAAGCGGACGGCCCUGCUGUGCAACAGCGACCUCAUCACAGGCCUGGCUGUCACGUGUGAUGGAUCCCACGAGCACCUGCCCUGGAAAGUGCAGGAGGGAGUUCUCGCAACAAAGCUUGAGACUGCGUAUCCACACCAGUUUUGUAAGCACUUUGUUUCCCUGCUGCUGCAGCAUCUGACACAGAAGGGCUGUCGGGAUGGUCUGAAUCUCUUGGAGGCAGAUCCCGCAAACUCCUCAGGAGCCAGGGUGGUAACGACACAGGCGAAGACCAAAAGGGCUGCAUCGUUUCAGGUUAUGCCCGAAUUUCGCAGACGAAUCAGAUGGACAGUGCCCGGCCAACUCCGUAGUACUCUCCAGACUACACAGUGGUUGGCACCGGACAGGAUCCCGGGCUUCAAGGCGCCAGGAGCCCCGGCGCUGAGAGUGACGCCCCUACUGUCUUCUGCGACGGAUGUGCUGGUGGAAGUCCCGUGGAACCCACAGGAAUUCGUGGCGAAAGCCCGACUGGCCGGCCACCCCCGGCACCUGUGUCUCGGGGUGCCACCCGCCCUGUGGAAGGCAAUUUUGGCGUGUUCUAAACAGCUUGCAACCAAGGUGAUUGAGACUCGAGCAGCGCAGUCACGGAGAUGGCUCCAGCGAGCCCAGGAGCUGCAGUUAGCUGAAGACGACUUCAAAGCCAGGCUGCCCGAGCACAUCCGCAGCAGCCUCCGUAACAAGAGAAUACUGCUCUUCAAAGAGAUGCUAGAAGCGUCCCACUACGCCGACAAGGCAGUGGCAGACGACCUGGCACAGGGUUUUGAUCUUGUGGGGCAUUUGGACCUUCCGGCAGGCUGGUCCACCGACUUUCGUCCAGCAUUCCUCUCCCUGAAGGACCUGUCCCAACUGACGCAGGAGACGAACCACCAGGUCAUCAAGGAAGUUGAGGACUCAUCUCAGUUCCUGGAAGAACUGUGGCAGAAAAGUCUCGAUGAAGUAUCAAAAGGCUGGUCGGAAGGACCUUUCCGAGAGCAGGACUUGCCACAGGGAGCUGUAGUCAGCAAACGUUUUGCAAUCCAACAAGGGAACAAGGUCAGGCCGAUUGACGACCUGUCCCAGAGCCACAUCAACGAGGCAUUCGGGAGCAUGGGGAAGAUCGAGUUGCAUGACAUCGAGACAAUUGCAGCGUCGGCCAUCUUGUUCCUGAGGCACGCAGGACAAGGUCUGCUGGGUAAAACCAUUGACCUGAAAUCAGCAUAUAGGCAACUACCACUGUCCGAAGAGGCACUCAACAUGGCCUGCGUGGCUGUCAAGGACCCCAAUUCGGGGGAGGUUCGCUUCUUUAGGCUUCUCUGCCUUCCAUUCGGCGCUGUGGCGGCGGUCCAUGCAUUCAUCAGGGUCAGCCUGGCUAUUUGUCAUAUAGGAAACACGUUCUGGCACUUACCUUGGAGCUCUUUUUACGAUGACUUCACACUGUUGUCAACACGACAGCUGGCCACUAGCGCAGAGGCCAGUGCAUGUUUUCUGCUAGACUUGCUCGGCUUUGAGUUUGACAGAGACGGAGACAAGGCCCAGCCGUUCCAGGAGGUCUUCAGAUCUUUGGGGGUCGAAUUUGACCUUACAGAAAGCAGCAAGCAGAUAAUUAGGAUCCAGAAUACAGCAGAGCGGACCAAAAGUCUCAUCGAAGACCUGGCAGCCUUUCAGGAGCAAGGAGCCUCAAGCCCUAAGACCUGGAAUCGACUGAGGGGAAGGCUGCACUUCGUGGCGGGCCAACUCUCUGGGCGCUUGCCGAAGGGCUUCAUGAGAAGAAUCUCUGACAUCAUCAAUGCCCCCGCAUAUGUCAGGAGACAAAACCAAGCCUCCCUUUGCGCAGCACUGCAGGGGCUACGACACUACAUAGCCGAGGCGUCGCCGAGGAUAGUGCGAGCCCAGACCUCAGAGACGGUGUACGCUUUUACGGACGCCUCGCAAGAAGGACUCCAAGGCCUCGAUAUGGGCCUGGGAGCGGUCCUGUUCAAUCAGGAGGGGCACAUCCUGUGCUGGUUUGGCAUUGUGUUGCCGCAUGACCUUGCUGCGAAACUUCUGCAAGGAAAGUCUAAAGUCAUCAACGAGCUCGAGAGCAUAGCUGUUCUCCUGCUAUUCAUUCUAGCCCGAGAGUUUCUGCGGGGGAAACAUGUGAUGUGCUACUUAGACAAUGAGGCGGCGCGCAUAACGCUCCUCAAGCUGACCAGCGAUUCAGAGGCUUUGACCCUCUUGAGCAAUGCUUGCGCAUUGUUAGAACAGGAGCUCGAGAUGAUUCCGUUCUACGCUCGGGUACCGAGCAAAUCCAAUGUGGCGGACGCCCCGUCUCGCCUUGACUUUACAGGGCUGCCACACAAUUGCAGGUUCCAAGACCAGGUGCUUCUUGCGGAAAUGGCCAAGCUGGUGAACUCGCUCGUCGGGCGCGAGGCCUGA